UUAAGAGUUUAUACUCAUAUUACUUAUUCUAAGAAAUCAUGAAUAGAAUGAUCAUUAGUGUAUUCUGUAUAUGUAUUUGUUCAAUUAUAACAAAUGCUAAUACAGUUCCAACACACACGACCACCGUUGAGGUUAAUAGUCUUUCCUUCAAAGAAAAAAUUGUCAACUUAUACAAAAAUUGGAUGAAUGAAAAAGAUUAUAAUCCACCGAAAGAGAGUGAAUUCUAUGAAAGAUUUUGGGAAUUAUUUAAACAUUGUUUUUUAAAUUCAGAACAAUUAAAGAAAAUUCUGCCAUUUUGAAUUCGGAUCAAAUUUGAGUUCAUUAUGAAUGAGACUAUUUAAACG
This is a messenger RNA of Schistosoma mattheei, 344 nucleotides long. Lineage: Eukaryota; Metazoa; Platyhelminthes; Trematoda; Strigeidida; Schistosomatidae. The record is from the annotation of a GenBank genome assembly.